Molecule: messenger RNA, 1626 nt
Organism: Phalacrocorax carbo (great cormorant)
Lineage: Eukaryota; Metazoa; Chordata; Aves; Suliformes; Phalacrocoracidae
Source: RefSeq, a predicted model, not a curated record
AUGGCAGGCAGCUCUGCUCCUUGGAUCGGCAGCGCUUAUCUCUUCCUCCAGUCCACAUGCAAGUCUAUUGUUCUGCCAUCACUCUACGAAAGCUCCCAGAAGAAACCUAGUGUGUUCAAGGCACUGAAGCUGGCAUUAGCAGACUCCACCGGCAGUGUGAAUGGUGUGGACAUGCUCAAAGUGCACUGCAGCCAUCCACACCUGAUAGUCCAGCUCAAGUUCUGCAAGCAGGAGAACUGCCGCCGGUUCCUGCAGAGUUACCGGGAAGGAGCACUCCAGGAGUCCCUCCAGAAUCACCUCCAGCUCUUCUUGGCCAUGACUACAGUGCCUCUUGAAAUGGAGCUGAAGGCUGGCAAUGAGCACCUUGACAACAUGCUGAAGGAUGAGGAUCGCUGCCUCGAGUGCAUCUACAGAGAAAAGCCUGACCGCCUGCGGGAUGAGGAAAUCACAGAGCUGGAGGAAUGCCUCAAGAGCCUGAUUGUUCACCAAAGCAUCAACAACAACAAGGCUGUAAAAGACUGCACGUCUCUGAACUCCCCAUCUCUACCUUAUCCAUCUCGAGGCAGCUCCCUUUCCCCACAAGUCACCUUCAUCUUUCAGGGACAAGUGUUCGCCAACAGAACGCUCACACCAGACGACCACCAGAAAUUUGCCAAACUUGUAUCCAAGAAAUGGAAGCAAGUGGGUCGCUCUUUGCAGAAGAACUGCCGGGCCCUGCGUGAUCCCGUCAUUGAUAACUUGGCCCUCGAAUAUGACCGAGAAGGACUAUACGAACAAGCCUAUCAGCUGCUUCUCAGAUUUAUCCAGUCGGAGGGGAAGAAGGCUACAAUAGCACGGCUGAUCGCAGCCCUGGAAGAAAAUGGUCUCAUCAGCUUGGCUGAGGAGCUCUUGGGCCUCCAUUCCAACGAGGACUGCUCCUAAAGCAGUGGACAAUUCUAUAUUGACUAUAUCAUGCUUAGCUCUUUCCCACCAACCUGAGGGAGUCUGCCUCUGUGAAAUGCCAAACACAGAGCUCGGCGUUAAACAGACUCCUAGUCAGCAAGUUACCUGUGGAGUGCAGACUGGAACUGCUGCUCUACUGUGUGUUACAGCGUCACAUACUGUCCUGAUCCCAGCCCACAGAGCUCAGCAAUCUUCUCUGACCAGCUGGCUGCUAGUGCCUUCACUCUCUUCUUAACCACCAGCCCUCAGCCUGCCAGCUUCACUGGAGAGGAUAGCUAAUGCUAUCGUGUCUCACAAGAGUCAGGAUUUGCCCAGAGCCUUUCCCUGGUGGGCUUGUCACUGUGUGACAAUUGGGUAUUGGCCACUGUGCCUGGAUUUUCCUGCCCUGAUUUUGAGGGUUAAAAAUGGCUUGAAGGACAAAGCACCCAAACCCCAGGGCUAACUUGUGCUUUCAGUUUCAGUGGGAGAAGCUGGCUCUCUCCUGGUAUGGUUGAUGAAGACUGCAACAGAGCAGCGUUUACACCUUUGCCCCUAACAAAGCAACAAGUGUCUAGCAUGACAUGGGUCCCAUGAAGAACAACAGUUUGAUUACCUUCGACAUAUUCCCUAUGCUUUCAUGAUAUGUUUUUACUUAUCCUUUUUCAAUAAUUCUAUCUCUCUUUGCUCUUCCCAUCUGUGGGAAUA